CUGCUGCCGGCGGUAUUUGGUGGUUGGACUGGCGGAUGGAGGGUAGCGGCCUAUGAAACUCUGGUGACCUGAACUUCAGCAACAUGAGUGGAAUGAAUAAGAUGCCUAAGGAUGCUGCUGUGAUGGCAGCUAUCUUGAAAGAAGCAGGCAUCUCAUCAUAUGAUCACAGAGUUAUCAACCAGAUGCUUGAGUUUACAUACAAAUAUGUAACCAAUGUGCUGGAAGAUGCCAGGGUAUAUUGCUCUCAUGCAAAGAAGAAAAACAUCGACCUGGAAGACGUGAAGCUAGCUGUGCAAAUGCAGCUUGAUCAAAAUUACACCACUCCACCACCUAGAGAUCUGCUGGCCGACAUCGCGCGCUCCCGCAACAGCACCCCGCUGCCGCUGAUCAAGCCGCAGUGUGGCCUCCGCCUGCCUCCCGACCGCUACUGCCUCCUGGCCACCAACUACAAGCUCAAGCAGGCCAAGAAGACCACCGGCCGCCAGACGUCGAGCGGCGCGGCCGGCUCGCGCGUGACGGUGGGCGCGGCCAAGGGCGCCAAGGUGGCCGUGGUGCCCAGCAAGGCGUCCAGCGCGCCCGCCUCCGCCGCCGCCACGCAGCCGCCCAUGCCCAAGUUCAAGGUGCAGACGAGCGCCCAGACGACCGCGGGCGGGACGCCGACGGUGAUGCCGCGCAUCCAGUUCUCGACGCCCACCUCGGACCCCACGCUGGCCGGCCUGAAGCGCAAGAGGGAGGACGAGUGAGCUGGCGCCCACGCCGCCGGCUCGAGGAGCCCUUGCCGCCGACUUAAGGCGCCCCCGCCGCCGGCUCGAGACGCCCCGC
This is a messenger RNA of Pollicipes pollicipes, 822 nucleotides long. RefSeq names its product transcription initiation factor TFIID subunit 9. The transcript is spliced from 6 exons. Gene Ontology annotation, biological process: RNA polymerase II preinitiation complex assembly; DNA-templated transcription initiation. The record is from RefSeq and is a predicted model, not a curated record. Lineage: Eukaryota; Metazoa; Arthropoda; Thecostraca; Pollicipedomorpha; Pollicipedidae. Gene Ontology annotation, molecular function: transcription coactivator activity; RNA polymerase II general transcription initiation factor activity; protein heterodimerization activity. Gene Ontology annotation, cellular component: SAGA complex; transcription factor TFIID complex. Bases 84 to 743 code for a protein of 219 amino acids.